Molecule: messenger RNA, 1519 nt
Organism: Pungitius pungitius (ninespine stickleback)
Lineage: Eukaryota; Metazoa; Chordata; Actinopteri; Perciformes; Gasterosteidae
Gene: fkbp14
Product: FKBP prolyl isomerase 14
Exons: 4
Coding region: 148-783 (211 amino acids)
Molecular function (GO): peptidyl-prolyl cis-trans isomerase activity; calcium ion binding
Source: RefSeq, a predicted model, not a curated record
UGAACGGUGGUUACGUGCUCGGUUUAAGUUGGCUGCCACGUAGUUGACAUUCUUGCCAUGUAUUUAUUUUAGAGACAGCAAUUUGUGAAUAGUUUGAUUCGUAUUUUUUUUAUUUUUUUGCGAAUAAGUGAGCUAUUGUCCAUCGAAAUGAUUUUUUUUAAUAUUUAUUCGCUAUUGGCCUCACUUUUUGUGUUUGUUACGGGGGGCAAACUGCCCGAGCCAGAAGUGAACAUUGAAGUUUUACAUAAACCCUUCAUGUGUUACCGUAAGUCAAAGUAUGGAGACAUGCUUCUUGUUCACCACGAGGGAUUCUUGGAAAGUAAUGGCACCAUGUUUUAUUCCAGCCGCGAACAUGGGGAUAAAAAUCCAGUAUGGUUCACUCUUGGGGUUCAAGAGGUGCUCAAGGGUUGGGAUAAGGGUCUGAAGAACAUGUGCACAGGAGAGCGCAGGAAACUGACAAUUCCUCCGUCUCUGGGAUAUGGCAAGGAAGGAAAAGGCAAGAUCCCCCCAAGCAGUGUUCUCAUUUUUCACAUUGAGCUCAUGGACAUCCGAAAUGGUCCCAGGUCGCAUGAGUCUUUCCGGGAGAUGGAUCUCAAUGACGACUGGAAGCUGUGCAGAGAGGAGGUAAAAGAGUACCUGAAGAAAGAAUUUGAGAAACAUGGAUAUUCCCCUAAUGACACAAAUCAUGAGGUGAUGGUAGAGGACAUCUUCAAAAAUGAGGAUGAAGAUAAAGAUGGCUUCAUAUCUGCGAGGGAAUUCACCUACCAACACGACGAGCUCUAGAAAAAUUGAUUUAGGGUUUGCUUCUUGAAUCACCUUUGAAAUAAUGACAUGCAUUGUGAAUUGAACUGUAUUGCCUUUCUUUUGGAUAAACAUUUUAUGGAAAAUAAGACCAAUAAUCAAUGUGUAUCUACAUUAUGCCCUAAUAAUGGUACCAUAAAUGAAUUUUGGCUCCUAGAAUUGUUUGUCAAAUUUAGUGACUGUGAACCUGUGUACUGUACACCUUCAGCCUUGAUGAUACAGUUUAUGGAAGUGACCCUGCAUGGUAGUUUUUCUCUGUGUAGGUCUUACGCACUAGAGGGCACUCUUGUGCUAGACUCUUGAAUCAUUUAUACAUUUCAAAACAAAACAAUGUUAAAGAGUGAGCUCUUUGAGUUUCUAGAUUUUGGUUUUGUGCAGAUGAAAAUUAGACCCCAGUCCUGUAUAUAAUGUCAUCCCACCAGGAGUGCAUCACAAGAAAGUAUGCAGAAGGCCUAUUUUGAAAGCUUUUGAUCACUCCAAAUUAUAUAUCAAAAUUAUGGAUUUUACAAUUGAAUAGAUUUAUUUUAUACCAUUGAAUUGAGCAUAAACCACCAUCAAAAUCCCUCAGUGGCAUGCAAACUUUACAUGUUGCAGGGAAUAACUAACUAAAACCGUCAAAAUGAUCUUGUUAAACCCUGAGUAUGACGUGGUCGUCUGUCUACAUUUUGAGAACAAUUCAUAUAUAUCAGCAGGCAGUAGUUAGGGGGGAAUCAGCAAU